AACAGCACAGCUGUGUUUGGCUGCAGGGCUAAGGGCACUGUCAAGAGAGACACACCACUCUCCAGCAGCAACAGAAUCACCAUAAUCUGCAGCAGCAGCUGGACAAACCACCAUUCACAAAGCACUUUGAGAACUUCAGGAUGAAAGUGUCUCCAGUCUUUUCCUGCCUAGCUCUGGGCCUGGCCUUCAUCCUUGGUGAAGGAUCUGCCUCAGACCAUCGCCAGCUUGAGGCGGCCCAAAUGGUCACAGAUUUUGGAGUGAAGGUGUUUCAGCAGGUGGCCCAGGCCUCCAAGGACCGUAAUGUGAUUUUCUCACCCUAUGGGGUGGCCUCAGUCCUCGCCAUGCUGCAGCUAACAACCAGAGGAGAAACCAGGCAGCAGAUCCAAGCAGCAAUGCAAUUCGAUAUUGAAGAGAAGGGCAUGGCCCCUGCCCUUCGUCAACUGUACAAGGAACUCAUGGGGCCAUGGAACAAGGAUGAGAUCAGCAUCGCCGAUGCCAUCUUCGUUCAGCGGGAUCUGAAGCUGGUUCAAGGUUUCAUGCCUCACUUCUUCAGGCUGUUCCGCACCACAGUCAAGCAGGUGGACUUUUCAGAGAUUGAGCGAGCCAGGUUCAUCAUCAAUGACUGGGUGAAGAGACACACAAAAGGCAUGAUUAGUGACUUACUUGGUGAAGGGACCGUGGACAGCCUGACACGCCUGGUACUAGUGAAUGCCCUGUACUUCAAUGGCCACUGGAAGGCACCCUUCCCAGAGUUGGGCACCCACCACCGCCUCUUCCAUAAGUCUGAUGGCAGCACUGUCUCGGUGCCCAUGAUGACUCAGAACAGCAAGUUCAACUACACUGAGUUUUCCACCCCUGAUGGCCAUUACUACGACAUCUUGGAAUUGCCCUACCAUGGGGACACUCUCAGCAUGUUCAUUGCUGCUCCCUAUGAAAAAGAGGUGCCUCUCUCAGCCCUCACCAGCAUUCUGGAUGCCCAGCUCAUCAGCCAGUGGAAAGGAAAUAUGACCCGUCUGCCCCGCCUCCUGAUUCUGCCCAAGUUCUCCCUGGAGAGUGAAGUUGACCUCAGGAGGCCCUUGGAGAACUUGGGGAUGACCAACAUCUUUAGUCCAAGUCAGGCGGACUUCUCGACUUUUUCAGAUCAAGAGCCUCUUUACGUAUCACAGGCACUGCAAAAAGUGAAGAUCAAGGUGAAUGAAAGAGGCACGGAGGCAUCCUCCUCUACAGCCAUUACCAUCUCAGCCCGAAUGGCCCCUGAGGAGAUCAUCAUGGACAGACCCUUCCUCUUUGUGGUGCGGCACAACCCCACAGGAACAGUCCUUUUCAUGGGCCAAGUGAUGGAACCCUGACCAUGAAAAAAGGAGUUCUCAACUGGGACAGAACUGGAGAUGUAUCAGAGAAGAAGAAACUGCGAAGAAAAGAACUUUUAAUUAAUCUUUCUGGAGAGAGAGAAGAUACUCGCUUUUUUGUGUGUGUUUUUUAAUGGUAAAUCUGCCUUUUAGACCUCAGCCUCUCCAAGGGAGAGAAAGGGGACCUUUCAAUAAAACUCCCCAGUGGAGACCCUGGCAGGGACCUCGGAAGCAUUGCUCCCUGAAGUUCUCCAAAUCCGACUGUAAAACUCUCAGAGCCAUGCGUGCAGCUGCUUCUGCCCAUCACUCUGCCUUUUUGGGUCUUCAGAUCUGGAUCGCCUGA
Eptesicus fuscus (big brown bat) is the source of this 1692-nucleotide messenger RNA. RefSeq names its product serpin family E member 1 (gene SERPINE1). Bases 141 to 1349 code for a protein of 402 amino acids. The transcript is spliced from 9 exons. Gene Ontology annotation, molecular function: serine-type endopeptidase inhibitor activity. Gene Ontology annotation, biological process: negative regulation of endopeptidase activity; negative regulation of vascular wound healing; negative regulation of plasminogen activation. NCBI's taxonomy places the organism in Eukaryota, Metazoa, Chordata, Mammalia, Chiroptera, Vespertilionidae. The record is from RefSeq and is a predicted model, not a curated record.